UAGGGCAACUCUUGGAACGAACUACUGCAGAGACCGACAGCACUAGAGGCAUAACAAUGGCAUAGAAGCAAAUCGGAUGAUGGCGUCGCUGCAGGCACCUGCAGGCACAUGCUCGUUCAUCACGAGCCAUGCAGUGCGUUCUCUCCUGACUCCUGAGCCAUCUGCGAAGAAGCAACGAGGCCACUACCAAACUUUCUUUAGCCUCUCCCGAUCCAUGAACCAGGCCUGCUUCUCGGCCCCGACAAGUUGUCAUCCUCCAUCGAGUCUGGUUCGACACAUCAUCCUACAGCAGGGAGGGUAGCUAGCUAGGGUAUUUGUGUAGCGCCUGGUCUGUUCCGACCAUCCUCAGCAAUGCGCCGCCAUGGGCUGGGUCCAUAACCUGACCGUGCCCGAUCCGCACAGCCAUGUGCCCCGCGUCAUUGCCAUCUGCCUGACAUUUUCCAUCGCGGCCUGUCUGGCUGUGGCCUUGAGAUUGUACAUCCGCAUUCAUACAAAACGGUCUGCCUGGGUGGAUGAUUUCGCGGCACUAUGGAGUGCCGUGUUGGCUAUGGCAUAUGGCGCAGUGGCUGUUGCGCAAACGAGAUGGGGCCUCGGACUAGAUGCAGCGUACUUUCCAGAUGAGAACGUCGUCAUGUUCAGCAAGAUCCAAUACGCCGGCGGCCCCAUUUACACUCUCGCGCUGCUCGGCUUCAAAGUCUCCCUGCUAUCGUCGUACCUCCGCAUCGGAGGGUUCGUGUCGGCCUACCGGGCGACGAUUAUCGUGGCCAUCGUGGCAGUGGUGUGCAACCAAUUAAUCUUUACGUUUCUGUUGUGUUUUGCGUGUGAUCCGGUCUCUCGGCAAUGGGACAUGACCCUUCCCGGCACGUGUAUCAACACUGUUGCCUCUUAUUAUGCUCUCGCAGGAACCAGCCUCGGCUUCGACAUCAUCAUCAUCGCCCUUCCCCUCCCCGUCCUCUGCACUCUACAACUACGCCUCCGCCAAAAGAUCGUCCUAAUCGGCGUCUUCGCCCUCGGGUUCUUCAUCACCAUAAUCCAAAUCAUUCGAAUCUUCACCAUCAAAAACCUCAAAACCUACACAGACAGCCAACCAAUCGUCAUCUGGUCCGACGUGGAAAUCUCCCUCGGAGUAAUCAUCACCUGCAUACCGACCUACGGACCCUUCUUCCACGCCUUCGCAUCAACCCUCACAUCAUCUUAUAAUCAACACCGUAAUAAUAACUCUCCUGAUUCGAGUACAUCGCCGCAUUCAUUCCAGUUACGCAAGACCAAGACUGGUUCAGGAUCGGGGGAGAAAGGGAUGGAUAGGGAGAGAAAGAGAAAGCAGAGUCGGGAUCUGGCGGAUGCGUCGUUGGAUGAGGUUGCCAGGGGAAUGGGGGUGGCAGUGGGGUUGGAGAGUGGGUUAUUGUUUGGGAGUGGGAUUGUUUCGAGGGAGGUGUCGGUGUCGAGAAGUCGGAGGUCGAGUUGUAGCCGGACUGGGAACCGGAGUAGGAGUCGCAGUCGAAGUCCUGGGGAAGUUGUAGUUGGGGCUGGGGCUGGGAUUUGGGAUGGGAGCGUCUGGGAUGGGGGGUCCGCACAGACGACUGUGAUUAGUAGUUUGCCCCGCGUGAGAACCACGGAGUCGAGAACGGGGAGUGAGGUGGGAUUGUUUGCAGCUGGAGGUGCAGGUGGGGAAGAGAGAGAUCCAGGCAUGUUGGAGGCUGGAUUCCCCUUUUCAGGAAUGGGGAUGGGGAUGGGGAGUAUCAUGAGCAGUCGUGGAAUCGUGAGAAGUAUCAGUGGAAGUGGCAGUGGGCGAGGAUUGCAGAUUCAGAAAGUCACCGAGGUGAGGGUUGAGAGGGAGUAAUUCUUCCUUUCCCUCUUUUUCUGAUAUGGGAAGAGGGUGUGAGGUAAUGACCUACAAGAGUGGACAAAUCAAUACCUAAUGACAAAU
Molecule: messenger RNA, 1927 nt
Organism: Aspergillus sclerotioniger CBS 115572
Lineage: Eukaryota; Fungi; Ascomycota; Eurotiomycetes; Eurotiales; Aspergillaceae
Product: putative integral membrane protein (Pth11)
Exons: 8
Coding region: 362-1840 (492 amino acids)
Source: RefSeq, a predicted model, not a curated record